Molecule: messenger RNA, 1761 nt
Organism: Funneliformis geosporum
Lineage: Eukaryota; Fungi; Glomeromycota; Glomeromycetes; Glomerales; Glomeraceae
Source: the annotation of a GenBank genome assembly
AUGGCCCCUAAAUCAGGAGAAUUUUCGCUGGCCGACGACAAAGAUUCAUUAAAUAAUGAUAACUCGACAAACGAGUCAGAAGAUAUUUGGUCUUCCAUUCUUCAAGGAGUUGCUUCCUCAAAAAUCGUUCCUACAAAGAGUUUGUUGAUUCUAGGCGACAGAGAUUCAGGCAAAUCCACCCUCAUCAGACAACUUAAAGGUGAAGAAGACGAAGAGGUUUAUGAAGGUCUUAAUGCUAACGGUACUAUGUCAAAAAGCGUUGGCACUGGAACUGAUGACCCUCCUACCAAUGACAAACGUUCGAAUAGUGACUUGGCUUUAAGUUAUACUUUUAUUGAAGUUAAGGAUGACGAUGCAGAAGAUACGCUUGCUCGUCUUGGAUUAUAUCAACUUGCUGGCUCCUUUGAUUCCUAUCAACCACUCCUUCGUUUUGCUCUUAAUUCUUCUACUCUUCCGCAUUCCCUUGUUGUGAUCGUCUUAGAUUGGGCACGUCCUUGGACUUUUAUCGAAACAUUACAAAAAUGGAUUAAAUUUGUAGAAUUAGGUAUCGAAUGUGUAAAAAAGGAAGGAAAUAUCGGGUCUAAGGAUGGUUGGACCAAAGGAAAAGCAGUUGUUAACGAAUUGAAAGAAUUACUCGAAAAAUUUAUUCAAAAGUAUUCGGAGCCAGACGUCGCUAAUCCAAAUACAACAGUUAAUAGUGAAGAAGAUGAUGUAGCAUUGCCAUUAGGACAAGGAGUUUUGACUACAAAUCUAGCAGUGCCAUUAGUGGUGGUUUGUACCAAGUCUGAUAAUGUGAGUAAUCUUGAGCGUGAGUUAGAUUACAAAGAAGAUCAAUUCGAUUACAUACAGCAAACUUUACGAACAAUUUGCCUCAAGUAUGGUGCAGGGCUUUUUUAUACAACUACACGUCAACCUCAAACAUUUGUCAACCUUAGAAAAUAUAUUCUUCAUCGACUCCUUGGUUCUAAAUCUUCAUCCAGUGACACUAAAUCUGCAUACACUUUUAAUAUUAAGGCACACGUUGUUGAGCGUGAUACAGUGUUGGUUCCCACAGGUUGGGAUUCUUGGGGUAAAAUUAAAGUUUUAAGAGAUGGAUUUGAUUGUGAGGGAUUACUUCAAGGUUGGGAAUUGGAUAUGGGGGAUAAUAAACCUUCUACAUCAGAAGGAGAAGAAAAGGAAAUUAUUGGUGCUAAAAAGUUGUACGAGGACGUUGCUGUCCAUGAGGAUUCCGAUAAACCACUAUCAGUCCCACGCAUGAUUAUCGCCGAGGAUGAACAAGAUUUCUUCAACCGGCAUUAUGACACCUUACAAAAGGCUAAUAGCGAACGCCAAUCCUCGCCCUCAGUUGUCGGACCAAUGGGAGCACCCGAUUAUUCGUAUUGCAACAUUGGUGCAGAUAUCCCCGAUAUUGAACAUUCUCAAAUUAACGUCACUCCUUCAAGACCUAAAACAAACAUGUCGUCCAAGGCUCCUUCACUAUCUUCAGACUUAAAUGGAAACGCGUCCGGUCCUCCUUCAAAUGGUCCUGUAGCUAAUCAAAAUGAGGUUCUUGCCAACUUCUUCCAAAAUCUACUUUCGAAGAAGAAUAAUAAUAUAGCACCGACUACUUCAGGGAAUUCUCAAUCACCGAAUGAACAAACUGCUAAUCCUGUUCGCAAACAACAAAAUGGAUCGAGUCAAAUGGAGCGAAAGCUAGUAGAAAAAGAAUUAGACAAAUUGAGAAAUAUACCUAACUCUACAACUGCAAGUGCUGGAAAAUAA